AUGGUACUGCCACAAUCCCGACCCACCGACUCCUUCUCUGCGGAAGUCGAGCAAGGGAAGGACACUGUUCUCACUUCCCGCGCUCCAAACACACACCUUUGCGACGCAUCAAGCCAGAGGGCGACGCCCAACGUCAUCAAGACGUUCAGUCUCUACAACCGCAAGCCUGCCCCGUUUGAUUCCAGCAAGGACAAGAAGCGUCGGUUUUACGGCCCACGCUUGAACUUGGCGGAGGUCGUAGUGAACAGCACGGCCAAGACCACCACCUCUACGCCCACUUCCAGCUCGACGCCAGAAAGAUCUUCGCACACUUGCAACACGCCAACUCCAGAGGACCUAGAAUCUAUCUCCUCCCCCACACCCGACGGUCACAAUAAGACCGACACUAUCACCACGGCCAAUAGCACGACAAUUGAAGGAGCGGCCGUCAACAUCACCUCUAUAAUAACCGCCCCACUCGUAGCCACGCCGCCUAGACUUCCAGCUCCAAACUCACCCGCACCCUCGAUGCAACGCACACCAAGCCGUUUCUUCAACCGUCCUCCCACCAGCGCUAGCACCAGCACCGACACAGACCCAGACACCCACGCCAACGCCCACACCAACACCAACACCAUGGCCACACCACCACGCUCAUCAGCCCCCAAACCCCCAGCCCUAGACCUUUCCCUCUCCUCCAUGCUCCUCGACAUCAACGCCAACAGAGGAGAAAACCGCGCAGCACUAUCCCCCCUCCUCCCGACGGCGUCCUCCUCGCCCAGCUCCGCGGCAUUGGUCCCCUCCCCCCUCCACGUCACCCGCCAUGGCCACGUACGCCGACGCCACGCAGCGGUGAUGGGCCCGUCGUUCUCGCCGUUACUGCUGUCGCCGCUGCCGCCGACGAGCCCGCCAUCGAGCCCGCCACCCCUCCCUACGGCAGCGCGUCGUCAUCAAAGCAGCAGCAGUAGCAGCGCCAACACCCACACCCCCGCUGGCUCGACUACCCCGGGCUGGAUGAUGAUGAAGAUGAUGAGCGAUAGUAUGACGAUGACCACGACGACGAACAGCAACAGCGUCAGCAGCGCCGCGUUCACGACGUCGACGACGACAACCAUGACGCCAAUGACAUCGCCCGUACUCUCACCCUACGUAACAAGCUCUUUUGGGCGCAACAGCAGCAGCGGCGGCGGCGGCGGCGACGAAUCCUCGGCGUCGUGGAGGCAGCAGCAGCAGCAAUCCGUGACGACGACAACGACAAAGACGCCCCGCCGUCUGCUUUUCCCUCCGCGGGACGGGGCGCGGCGGGUGGCGGCGGUGGUGGAGGGCGUGGUGGUGGUGGGGGGAUCUGCGUCUGCGUCUGCUCCUGCCGCUUCUCCUCCCAUCACUUCUCCCGUCGACACCACUUCUUCCGCCUCGGACGCUUUCUUCUUCUCGGCGGCGGCGGCGUCGUCGUCGUCGUCGUCGUCGCCGCUGCUGCUGGGGGACAACGGCGGACAUGGACGUCGUGGUGGUGAUGGUGGAAAGUCACGCGCGCCACCGAGGAAUGGCACGGUGGACCGGCGGCGGCAGCAGAACACCGGCGGCAAGAAGGGGGAGGAGAAGAAGAAGAAAACCAACCGCGGGGCCGAUGACGACGACGACGACGACGACGGGAAGGACAGCCGCAGCGGCGGCACCAGCUAUGCCGAGCAGAUCGAACGGCUGGAGCGCGAAGUCCUGGCGCUGCUGUUCCCCGUACGGACCGCACCGCCGCCUUCAUCUCCACCUCCCGCGCUCGAUCCGAGCCUACGAGACGAAGACAAAAACGAAAACGAACCCGAAGCCCUGAUGUACGCCCUCAUGCGCGAAGCGGAAGAAGAAGGCGAAGACGACGACGACCACGACGACGACGACUACGACGACGACGGCUCCGACCGCCACCGGAGGCAUCUUCGGGGAGGACGGGAUGAACCGCCGAUGCAGGAGGGAUGCCAGGAGAAGGAGAAGGAGACGGCGCGCCCGUUUCGCCGGCGCAACAUCGUGCGCCAGUGCUCCGGCCCGCCGCCGGCCAUGAGCCUCCCGGAGCUUCCGCCGUCGCUGCUGCUGCAGCUGCCGCGUCGGUCCGCGGGUCUGCGCGGUUAG
Molecule: messenger RNA, 2100 nt
Organism: Diplodia corticola
Lineage: Eukaryota; Fungi; Ascomycota; Dothideomycetes; Botryosphaeriales; Botryosphaeriaceae
Exons: 1
Coding region: 1-2100 (699 amino acids)
Source: RefSeq, a predicted model, not a curated record